Prunus armeniaca (apricot) is the source of this 1203-nucleotide messenger RNA. NCBI's taxonomy places the organism in Eukaryota, Viridiplantae, Streptophyta, Magnoliopsida, Rosales, Rosaceae. The record is from the annotation of a GenBank genome assembly.
AUGGAGGAGGCAUCGAAUAUCGCCGAGUCACUGCCAAGGGUUAACCUGAAAGACACUAUUGAAGAGCUCUUGAAGUUCACGCUCCAAUCUUGCACAAACGGAACCCUAGAAAUCGAUCUAGGGCUGCCCAAGGAAUUUUGCUCCCGCCUCCUCAAAUCCGAGCCAAACGACCUCUCCUCCCCUUCCCACUCCGAUUCUUCUACUGGUAUUUUUGAAGGGGUUCCACCAUACCCUUUAUACAAGCGUCUCGCAUUGGCUUUGCAUGAAUCCAUAGCUUCUGGUACCCUUUUCGGUACAUGCAACAAUAUGUCCAUUAUUUAUCAAGAAAGUUCCUUGAAGGAGAAAGAAAAUGAAUGGCAGAAGCUGAUCUCGGAGAAGGGAUCUGAAUUAGUAAAUGUAUUGAAGACUGUUAAAAUUGAUCUUCAUGUUCAGGAGCCUUUCUUUUCGCAGCUUAAAGAUGGCCUCAAAACAAUUGAAGGGAGGUGUGCUUUGGGUAAUUGCAGUAGAAUUGACUCAGGAUCUUUGAUUCUCUUCAAUAAAUGUCUACUAUUUGAAGUUCAGGAUAUUCGCAGUUAUUCUUCAUUCUCUGAUAUGAUGGAGGCAGAGGGUCUUUCUAAAGUCCUUCCUGGAGUUGAAACCAUUGAACAAGGUGUGCAAAUUUACAGAAAGUUUUACACAGAAGAAAAGGAAAGGUCAAAUGGUGUCCUUGCGAUUUGUGUUUCAAAGUUUCCUCACCAGCCUUACAUUUCAUUAGCUAGAAUGCUAUUUGGAUUGAGUCUGGGGGGUCUUCAAGGCCUUCUUGGUCUGGCACAUACCACAGGAUCUACUCCAGAUGCUCUACCCCCGCCAACAUCUACUCUUCUGUCAUCAUUUGUGCUGCCAUAUAAAUUGAAUGUUGAAGGUAGUACAUUGACUCAUGGAGCUAGGGCCUUGGCAAAACAUGCACAUCGGAGUAGCAGUAAAUAUUGGGGUACCUUAGAUGGAAGUGAUUCCAAUAAAAACAGGCUCGCAUUGGAUGUCAUCAGUCGAUUAAUGACACAUUGUUGCUGGUUAAAUGUGCAUAGUGUUCAACCACACGGUGUUGUCUUUGAAAUAAGGGUUGCUGAAGGAUAUGGUGCACGGUGGUCGGAAGAUGGUAGCAAGUUUAUCGGAUUUUUAGAGCCAUACAUGGAAGAUGGUCAUCCAAAGGGAUGGAAGCACUAA